AUGCUUCGCGCUCUGCGGGCUAUCUUCUACCGCGAAGGAUUUGAUGAAAUGACCGACAACUUUGGUGGGUUUUCUCCCUGGAGGUUUUAUUUUGCAAAUUCUCUUAUGGCCAUCCAGGGUCUGUUCGGCAAAGUGGUAGCCUUCCUGCUGAUUAUCUUUGCGGACAAUGUGUUCGAUUUGCCACUGAAUUUCACAGCAGUCAUGUUCGUAUCAGAGCUGGAUGAAAUUAUUUUCUUUCUAUCGAGGGCUGGCUACGUCGGCAGAGACUCUGAAAGAAUGGCCAAGAAGAUUCAAAAUAUGAAACUCCCACAACGAACACUAAAUGGAAUCUUGCAGCAUGUGCAUAUCCUUGUCUAUGGUUUGAUAAUGGUCGCUACAUUCAUCGCUUUCGCCAUUCUUGCUCGAAAGCAAGACAGUCAGGAAAGUCUUGCUGAGUUCGUCAAGGUCGAGUUCGGAGAUGAAGUCGAUCCAACCCUUGGCCUGUUCUCAGGCUGCUACGAGAAACAAUUGAAUGACGGUUGGGAUGCAAGAGUUCGAUACGUGCAGACUCAGUCAGCUCGAGGCAAAGGCAAUUUUGAAUAUUGUCUUGAGGAUGAUCUUCGGACAUGGGUCUUCGCGAACGCUCAGUCUGAGACAGUGUGCAAUGAUAAUUUCGCGAUCCGAUCAGCCGAGGAACGAUCUACUAGCUUUGACUUGUUGGAUGCAAAGGGCGAUCAGUGGUUGAUUGGAACAGGAAACCCAAUAUCGGAGUUUCAGUUGGGAGAAAUCGACCCAAGUCGUUUCGAGAUUGAAUGCGGCAUUAUAUCAAUCGAAGGCACAUCAAGUUCAACAGAGGAGUUGUGUCCGGUCGUGAACGUUGAUGGAUUUACAAUUGGAUUUUUUGGUAGCAAUGAUUGGUCUAGAACAUAUGAUAUGUUAGAGAACAGGAAUUCUGAAGUCGUCCAAUUCUACCAACAUCCAGUAUUCAUUGGAGAUUCUCUGGGUGCGGAAGGGUACGAAAUACUAUUCUUCGCUGGGCGAAGGUGGGUCCUUGCAAGCGCCGCAAAGCUGUUAAAAGAAGUUGACGACCCUGUCAUUUCGUUGUUUGAAUCCUCUAUGUUUUGGCUUUUGGAUCUUCCAGCAGACGCGCUGUCCUAUCUAAGUGAGACUGUGAACGCAGGCAACGAUCGAGGUACACCACUAGGUCUCCAGUGGUACACUGCACGAUAUGCAAACGGAAUUUCGUUCCCUUUUCCUGAUAUCAGCCGUCCAGUCGACUCAUCCUUCUGGUGUGGCAAAUGCAACAGUAGGACCAAUACAUGUCUACAUGAAGGAAUCUGCCAAGAUGACGCGGGGCCACAUGCUCGAAAUCAAAUUGUGGAGUCGGAGCGAUGGACGUUGCCUUUGGUCAAAGUCUGCUACGGAAUGGUACUGGGUGAAGUGACGAUCAACAGGAACCUUUUAUCAGGUACGAUUCCCUCAGAGAUAGGAAAUUUGAGUAGUUUGGGACUGGCAGACUUGUCUGCGAAUGCUUUAUGGGGGGAAAUCCCCUCGGAGGUUGGAAAGUUGAGUGCUUUGAGUGAACUAUUCCUCGAGAACAAUCGCUUCUCUGGAACAGUGUCCACGGAGGUCGGAAGGUUGAGUUCUUUGAAAUAUUUAUGGCUGUUCAACAAUACCUUUUCCGGAACUCUUCCCUCGGAGGUUGGAAAUUUGAGUGCUUUGUUAGGACUUUGGUUGUUCGACAAUCGUCUCUCGGGGGGAAAUUCCAUUUGA
This is a messenger RNA of Cylindrotheca closterium, 1752 nucleotides long. The record is from the annotation of a GenBank genome assembly. NCBI's taxonomy places the organism in Eukaryota, Bacillariophyta, Bacillariophyceae, Bacillariales, Bacillariaceae.